CCCCUUUAAACGCUACAGCUCUCUCGCUCAGUCUCUCUCUUCUCACUCACUUACAACCAGACGCGUUCAGUCGAGCUUUACUGUUCUACUCGUAUUCUUCAGCAGUGACCACGUUCUACAUCACAUUAUUGUUCCGUGUCUUGUUGUCCUUGUGCAACAUUGUAACAUUCGUAACGCGAAAAACGCGUCCGGACUUCCACGAUGAUUUAACGCUGAAAUAAAAAACAGGCGUUGAGAACCACAAGACCAUUGCCGUCCAUGGACCACCUGUAAAUCGGGUCGGUAAAUCCAGGGAUCGACCUUGUUUGAGGACCACAGUCGUGCCUUUGAACUGAAACAUGAAUUCAGUCCAUUAUUCCCAAGGUAUUCUGCUUAGUUUUUGGAUAAACAUCUAAUCCCCUCCUUAGUAUAGAUUCCUGACCUCAUUAUAGGUCACCAUUGGACACUUUGAAGACCGUUGGAGUCUUUGUGUCCUUCACUGCUGGACAUUCACAAACAGAAUAGAAUGGCAAAGUGGUUAAAGGACUAUUUAAGCUUCGGGAGCAAACGAGUUCCCCCGCAACCUCCGAAACCAGACUACACCGAGAGUGAGAUAUUGAAGGCGUAUCGUGCACAAAAGAACCUUGACUUUGAAGACCCUUAUGAGGACUUCGAGAACAGGGCUAGAAAUGACAACGGGCCGACUGAAACGGCCCACAUGGGCUUCGGCUCUCCUCUGAAAUCCUCAAGUCUGGAUAUCAAGGUCGUGUCACCGAAACAUCGGCUUAUAAAGGUGGACUCGCAAGACCUGGGACGGAGCAAGAUUCUUCUGAGCUCCGUGUCUUUAGAUGAACCGACAGAUCCGGUGGUUCCUUCAGCUCCAGUCAUGGGAGAUACCGACUACUCCGACCCAUUCGAUGCUCGGUUGGACCCGCGUCCCGAAACAGCUCAAGGCCCGAUCACUCCAGAGAACAACGGCUACAUGGAGCCCUACGAGGCCCAGAAAGUGAUAACCGAGCUGCAAAGGAGAGCUGGUGGUGGAGCAGGAGGUUGGGGGAGAGGGGAGGUCCAGCUUUAUGACACCCCGUACGAGGAGCGUGUCCCAGGGCAGCCGGAUCUGCCCGAGGAGGGAAGGGAGAGCAGGCUGCCGCAGGACGACGACAGGCCCGCAGACGAAUACGACCAACCGUGGGAGUGGAAGAAGGAACACAUCUCCAAGGCUUUUGCAGUGCAGUUUGAGGGUGCUGAGUGGGACCGUUCCUGUUCACCCACAGAGCGCCUGAGGUGUUCCAGGCCUCUGCCAACCACAGGCAGCAUGAAGCUACGCAAGCCCAGCGAACCUCAUUCCAUGGUCGGGGAGAGAGUGGAUCCCACCCUGCCCCUGGAGAAACAAGUAUGGUAUCACGGCGCUCUUUCGCGAUCUGAGGCCGAGUCUCUGCUGACCCUCUGUAAGGAGUGCAGUUAUUUGGUACGAAACAGCGAGACCAGUCGCUUGGACUACUCCCUCUCUCUGAGGAGCUGCCAGGGAUUCAUGCACAUGAAGUUCAGCCAGUCCAAAGACGGCCGCUACAUCCUGGGCCAGAACAGCCCCCCGUUCGACACCAUCCCUGAAGUGAUCCACUAUUACACCACACACAAACUCCCCAUCAAAGGAGCCGAACACUUGUCCUUGCUCUUCCCUGUGCUGGUUCAGACUCUCUGAUUGGUCAGAGCACUGCAGUCCUUUGUGCAGGAUGUGCCGUUGGGAAUGAAGAGUUCUUGGAUGAACAUUUGUUGAUGAACAAGUUUUUGGUCCCUUGUGUUUUUGAUUGUACAACAGCAUCUGGUUUGAGGACGUCAUCUUCUAAAAUGGACAUGUCAGAUCAAAUUACAUUCAGAUCUGUUCACAUGCUAUUUCACAUUCUUGUUAAUAACACUUUUCCAUCUCACCGAAUGAUCCUUCUGUGAACCGUACCAGACUUGUGGCAGUGAGACCUGUUGCUUGUCUAGAGUCGUCUGCCGGUGUUGUUCUCCGCUGGGACGGUGGAUUAGCCGCCGCUAAUGUUUAUUGAUCGAUUAGCAGCCUCUUAGGAUGAGCAGACGGGCCUCUGUAUUUUUAUAGCUGCUGUAAAGACAUUUCCACACAGCCUUUUAUGAUUGUCCACUCUUUAAAAUUUGUAAAGCCUUUUGGUUCUAGUAAGACCCUCGAGACCACACACGAAUGUUGUUUGGUCCAUUCAAGACAGUAGUCCUCAGAGAACCUUUUAAUUCUUGCAUCGUCUUUGUUAGACUUUGUCAGUGUGGCUGGUCGUAGAUCAGUGCAUGUUGGCAACUUAUGUUGAGGACAGUAGCUGAUUGUAACUGAUAAAAUCAAUAUGAUGUUUGAAUCAUGAUCAUUUGCAGAUAUGUUCCUGUAAUUGGUAUAUUAGGUCACCGAUACAGUAAAAUGCUGAAAAUGUGUUUUUGUAGCUGCUGUUUUAAACUGACUUACAUGUGGUAAAUAAUAAACUUUCUAAAGUGAAUGCUA
Molecule: messenger RNA, 2485 nt
Organism: Labeo rohita (rohu)
Lineage: Eukaryota; Metazoa; Chordata; Actinopteri; Cypriniformes; Cyprinidae
Gene: shdb
Product: Src homology 2 domain containing transforming protein D, b
Exons: 7
Coding region: 506-1681 (391 amino acids)
Molecular function (GO): phosphotyrosine residue binding
Source: RefSeq, a predicted model, not a curated record